Messenger RNA from Stegodyphus dumicola, 2351 nucleotides. It is a transcript of the gene mr, whose product is annotated as anaphase promoting complex subunit morula. Lineage: Eukaryota; Metazoa; Arthropoda; Arachnida; Araneae; Eresidae. The record is from RefSeq and is a predicted model, not a curated record. Gene Ontology annotation, cellular component: anaphase-promoting complex. Gene Ontology annotation, molecular function: ubiquitin protein ligase binding. Gene Ontology annotation, biological process: metaphase/anaphase transition of mitotic cell cycle; protein K11-linked ubiquitination; ubiquitin-dependent protein catabolic process.
GAAAAUUACCCCCAUCUGACUCAGAGUUUUCAUCUGCUGUUGCAGUUUUACAUCAGUAUGGAAUGGCUCACAUAAUUAAAGAGUGGUUUAUAAAUUCAUUUCAAGAAGAUAUGCAAAAUGUGAUAAUACCAGAAUUUUGGAAAUGUUUCAGAAACUGUGAAAGAGGCAAAUUUUGGAAAUUUCCUUAUGCAUUAAAUCUUCUUUACAACUGUUUGCAGUCAUAUUUUCCAGCAGUUAUUAAACUACAGUCUCUGCAAGAAAACUUACUGCUUCAAGUACAUGCACUACCCCCUGAUGCUCAGAGAAGUGUGGAAGCUGUGAAAGUGUCUGUAAUGGAUGAAUUUUUUUCUGUUGCCAGAUGCUUACUUUUUGCAAAGUGGCCUGUAGAUUUUAGAGCUGUGCUUGUAGAUUUUUAUACCCAGGCAUUUAAAGCAUAUCAGUCUAAGUUCAAAUUAAUUAAAGAAGAAGAAUCUGAACCUACUUUGCAGUGUUGUUAUUGUGAUAAUAGUACAGAGGCUUGUUGUUGUCAGGAAUAUUUGGAUGAAUUUUAUGCUGGAACUAACAAAUUGUAUGAAUUACAAUUCUUCCAAAUGGCUGUUGGAGAUGUUCCUAUAAAUGUUGCACAAGAUGUUGUAGAAAAAUAUAUACAAGAUUCUUGCAAAGGAAAUUUUGAAAUUCCUCUGUUAAAGAUCUUGAGAUUAUGGCUAGACAACACAGUUAUAUCGUGGCUUUCAUCAUUCUAUUGUGGAAUAAAAGGUGAUGACGAUCAUGUCAGUAAAUUGUUGUCUGAAUAUAAGGAACGUUUGCUUAAUGUUCUUUAUGAAGCAUUUGCUGAUGUUCGUAUGGAUCAGUUAUUUGAUAUCAUCAUUGAGUUUCCUGAAUCUCAAGAUGCCUUAGAAGACUUAAAAGAAUGCUUAGCAAUAACUAAUAUGAGAUCCAAACUUAUAAGUUCUUUGAAAUCAUCUUUGGAAACUAGAUUGUUACAUCCAGGUGUGAAUACGUCUGACAUAUUAACAGCUUAUAUUUCGGCUAUUAAAGCUUUGAGAGUAUUGGAUCAUACUGGUGUAGUCUUACAAGUAGUUAGUGAACCAGUGUGUAAAUAUUUACGGUCACGAGAGGACACCGUUCGAUGCAUCAUAUCCAGUCUUCGGGAAGACAGCUGUGGAGAGCUAGCUUGUGAAUUAAUGAAGGGAGUUCCUUUGAAGUUGGAGGACACUUAUCAAAGUGAUGAAGAAGUUGAUGACUGGGAAAAAUGGUGCCCAGAUCCAGUUGAUGUUGACCCUACCAAAACUUCUGAAAGUCAACGAUCGUCAGAUAUCAUUGGAAUUUUAGUGAACAUAUAUGGAAGCAAAGAACUGUUUGUAAAUGAAUACCGCAGUUUGCUUGCUGACAGAUUACUUACGACAUUCUCCUAUAACACAGAGCGUGAAAUCCGGUAUCUUGAGCUCCUGAAGUUAAGAUUUGGAGAAUCGCAGCUGCAUUUCUGUGAAGUGAUGUUGAAAGAUAUUGCUGACUCCAAGCGUAUCAAUACCCAUCUUAAUUCAGAGGAAGUGAAAAAUCGUGAGCAGUGGGAUUUUCCUAUGAAUGCUAUGAUUUUAUCUGCUCAAUUUUGGCCUUCUUUCAAAGAAGAAAAGUUAAGACUUCCAGAACAUAUUUGGCAAAAUCUAAAAAAAUAUACAACUGAAUUUGAAGCAUUAAAAGGUAACAGAACACUUGUCUGGAAACCACAUUUAGGGACUGUAGAUUUAGAAAUUGAAUUGAAAGGAAAAACCCUUAAUGUCUCUGUGAGUCCAGUUCAUGCAACGAUUUUGUGGCAUUUUCAAGAAAAGUCUCGAUGGACUAUAAAGGAGCUGAGCACUGAAAUGCAUAUGCAGGCAUCAGCAUUACGGCGCAAAAUAACUCUGUGGCAGAGUCAUGGGAUAUUGCAUGAGGAAGAAAGUGAUGUCUUUGUUUUAUUAGAAGACCAGAAAACAUCAACCCGAGAUUCAGUUGUGCCAUUUGGAGAAGAAGAAGAAUCUGUCACAGCAUCUUCCCAAGAUAUGAAAGAAGAAGAACUUCAGACUUUCUGGUCAUUUAUUGUGGGCAUGUUGACUAACAUGGAAUCUCUGCCACUUGAACGAAUUCACAGUAUGUUGCGAAUGUUUGCUCUACCAGGUACUAGUACAAAUGAAUGCUCUAUACAAGAUAUGAAGCAGUUUUUAGAAAAAAAAGUAAGAGACAGGCAAUUAGUUUGCACAGCUGGCAUGUUCAAACUUCCAAAAUAUGAUUCUUGAAAUGCACGAUUAAUUUGAUUUAUUUAUAUUUACUGUAUAUACUUUUUCUAUUAAAAUUAAAAAUUAUAAUUACUUGUA